CGGUACACUGAUUGGAUCGCUUAACUGACUCAACCAAUCCCAGUGCUGGAGGUCAAGUUUGUAUGAAAUGUAUGUGGGUGGGGCGAAAAAAAUAUAUCGUACGAGAAGGAAGACACGUCGCCGCUUUACGUCACAGCUAGUGGAUAGCAAGGAGAAGCUAACCGGGCUACGAGCUAACACUAACGCUAAUGCUAAGAACCGCGGUUCUUCUGGAGUCCGGAGAGAAGUGAGCGGUUUUUUCCUCAGGUGAAGUUGGAGAGUUCAGGUGUUCCGAAAUGGGCUCUCUGGUUCGGAGUGAGGAGGUGUGUUUGGCCCAGCUGUUCCUGCAGUCCGGUUCGGCUUAUGAGUGCGUCAGUGAGCUGGGGGAGCUCGGGCUGGUGGAGUUCAGAGAUCUCAACCCGAGUGUUAACUCCUUCCAGCGCAAGUUCGUCAAUGAGAUCAAGAGAUCAGAGGAAAUGGAGAGGAUUCUGGGAUAUCUUCUGAGAGAGAUCAAGAAAGCAGACAUCGCUCUGCCUGAGGAAGAGGUGAACCCCGUGGCCCCGCUGCCCAAACAUGUGAUGGGAAUUAUGGAGCAGCUUCAGCGGUUGGAGCUGGAGCUCAUGGAAGUCAUGAGGAACAAAGAGAAGCUGCAGAAGAAUCUUCUGGAACUGACCGAGUAUUCACACAUGCUGCGCAUCACGCGCAACUUCGUCCACCGCAUCGCCGAGAGAGAGCCGGUGCGGGCCCAGUAUGAAGAGUUUCCUUUCCUGGAGAAGGACUCUGCGAUGGACUACGCCAGCAUGCAGAGGCUCGGGGCCAAGCUUGGGUUUAUCUCCGGCCUGAUCCCGAGCGUGAAGAUCGAGGCGUUUGAGCGCAUGCUGUGGCGAGUGUGUAAAGGCUACACCAUCCUCAGCUGCGCAGAGAUUGAGGAGAGCCUGGAGAACCCCAGCACGGGCGAACUCACCCGAUGUGCUGUCUUCCUUAUCUCCUACUGGGGCGAUCAGAUCGGACAGAAAGUGAAGAAGAUCUGUGACUGCUACCACUGCCACCUGUACCCAUACCCUAACAGCAAUGAGGAGAGGAACGACGUGGUCGAGGGUCUCCGCACGCGCAUUCAGGACCUGCACUCCGUUCUUUACCGGACGGAGGACUACCUGAGGCAGGUGUUGAACAAGGCCUCGGAGUCCGUGUACACAUGGGUGAUCCAGGUGAAGAAGAUGAAGGCCAUCUACCACAUCCUCAACCUGUGCAGCUUCGACGUCACCAACAAGUGCCUGAUCGCGGAGGUGUGGUGCCCCGUUAAUGACCUGCCUGCCCUGCGGAGGGCGCUGGAGGAAGGCUCGAGAAAAAGUGGUGCAACAGUUCCUUCAUUCGUCAAUCGCAUUCCCAGUAAUGAUACUCCGCCCACGCUCAUACGAACCAAUAAAUUCACCUCUGGAUUUCAGAAUAUAGUUGACGCUUAUGGAGUGGGUUGCUACAGGGAGGUGAACCCAGCUCCGUACACCAUCAUCACUUUCCCCUUCCUGUUUGCUGUGAUGUUCGGAGACCUCGGUCACGGGCUCAUCAUGUUCCUCUUCGCUCUCUGGAUGGUCCUGUAUGAAAAGGACCGCAAACUGAAGAAAACCAGGAACGAGAUCUGGAACAUGUUUUUCGAGGGGCGCUACAUCAUCCUGAUGAUGGGCAUUUUCUCAGUGUACACCGGGUUCAUCUAUAACGACUGUUUCUCUAAAUCGCUGAACAUGUUCGGCUCUGGGUGGAGCAUCAGACCCAUGUUCGACAACGGACCUUGGGAGAUGAAAACACUACACUUGAGCAGCUUCCGCACGCUCGACCCUAACGUUACUGGGGUCUUUAACGGGCCGUACCCUUUUGGCAUCGAUCCGAUUUGGAACCUGGCGUCAAACCGGCUCACGUUCAUGAACUCCUAUAAGAUGAAGAUGUCUGUGAUUUUGGGGAUCGUGCACAUGUGCUUCGGUGUCAUCCUGGGCGUCUUUAACCACCUACACUUCAGGAGGAAGUUCAACCUCUACCUGGUCUUCCUGCCUGAGCUGCUCUUCCUGCUCUGUCUCUUCGGCUACCUGGUCUUCAUGAUCGUCUACAAGUGGUUGUCCUUCACGGCACAAGACUCCCAGCGAGCUCCCAGCAUCCUCAUCCACUUUAUUAACAUGUUCCUCAUGCAGGGAGGCUCGGGACAGCCGCUAUACACAGGACAGGCAGGGCUACAGGUGUUCCUGUUACUCGUGGCUUUCCUCAGUGUUCCUGUGCUCCUAUUAGGGAAGCCGCUCUACCUCUACUGGCUCCAUAAGGGCAGGAAUCGAUUGGGCAUGUACAGGGGAUACGAGCGUGUACGGCGGAGCAGUGAUGAGGAAAUCUCUCUCAUGCGUGCCCAAGAUUUAGAGGAGGGCACCAGCCUGGACAGUCACUCGAGCAGUUCAGACAGCCAAUCAGAAGAGUUUGAUUUUGCGGAUGUGUUCCUGCACCAGUCAAUACACACGAUCGAAUACUGCCUUGGCUGUAUCUCCAACACGGCGUCCUACCUCCGGCUGUGGGCCCUGAGUCUGGCACACACACAGUUGUCGGAGGUGCUUUGGGAGAUGGUCAUGCGUGUCGGGCUGCGUGUAGACAACAGUGCUGGAGUACUGUUACUCGUCCCUGUGUUUGGGUUCUUUGCUGUCCUGACUGUCUCCAUCCUCCUGGUGUUGGAGGGACUGUCUGCUUUCCUACACGCCCUACGCCUCCACUGGGUGGAGUUCCAGAAUAAAUUCUACAGCGGCGCUGGAACCAAGUUUUUGCCGUUUGCCUUCUCUCUCCUGCACACGAGUUUCGAGAGCGAAGGAUUGCUCUGAACACUGUGACUGUCGCACGUGCUGCUCGGAAGGGCGGAGCUUUACAGAAGUGCCAGGAUGAUCUGGAACAGUUCGAACCUCAAUACUGUAGAACUUUUUAAAUAUAUGUACAGUACAUAUGCAGAAUGUUGCACUGACCGCCUUAAAUAUCCAGCCAAGUACUGAGACUGUGAACAAGGUUUCAUUUUAAUCACUGCCAUCUAACGUCGUCCAGCUCUUCAGCUGCUUGAAAAUUCCCUCUGGCUUUUUAACCAGUGGCUAACUGGUACCACUUGGCUAAACAGCUACAAUCAUAGCUUGGUAUGAAGAAUCAUCACGCUAACCCUGAAGGCUCUGAUUUAAAAUGUCAGCGGCUGUUUUAACGAUCAGAUUCAUUUUAGAGCAAAAACACUCCAGACAUUUGUCAGAACUUUUGCUUGUGUGCUGUAUAUAACAUCCAGCGCGCAUACACGCACAACACAUUCAAAUCUAAUUCAUUUUUCCUUUGACCUUGGAAGGUAAACACACAAUGUUCUCACUGAUUAGGUGGUUAAAAUUGUGUGAACACUUGCUAAACAACAAGGAAUUGCAGAUCGUAGCCAUAAGGUAGCUAAUUACAGAGUCCGACAGGUUUAGCUAACAUGCAUUCGCGUGUAGUCAGUAAUACAGACAAUGUCGAGAUAUUGUUGAUGACAGUGUGAUACAAAAGUGUUCAGAAUAUCAACGUUUCCCUCCGAUGCGUCAGUAAAUUGCGAAGAAAAGACUCCAUGUGAACAAAAUUCCACUUGGCAUCAACCGCUAACCGAACUCAACCUGGGAAAUUUUUCUUAAAUUAUGACUGGACCAUGUGGAGUUCUUUCACCUGCAGAAGUGCAUCAUGCGUUUGCUUUCCCAUGAGGUAAAGUUAUAAGAAUACUGUUGCUAGGCAACUGGAAAACAUGGACACCUCAUAUAAGCUUGUUAACGAUGAAGUAUAAGAUUUAUAGAUACUUUAAUACGGACAAUAUAAAGGCAUGAGGCUGUGAAAAUGACACUAAGUUCUUCGGAAUAUCAACAUUUCCCUUAGACGUGGUGGUGGUAAACUCUUAAAGAUUCCGUAUGACUAAAAUUACACUUCGAUUGCACUUAGCAUCGACCGUUAAAGCAAACUCGCCACAUUUGGUUUCUUUCUAUAGUGAAACUGUAUCUGUGUUCAGAUAACGGUCAAUGCUAAGUCAAGGUCGAAGUUGUAACGACUUUUUUGAGAUGUAGAUAAGCAUAUACCGGACAUGCUCAGCAUUCAUAGGGUUGUGAGAAAACCGUUGCUAGGCAACUGGACAUCAUAUAGAUACCUUUUCAAGGUGAUUAACUGCUCAAUGUCAACAUUUUCCUUCAGAUAUGUUGGAGAGUUAUUAAGAAAAGGCUCAGAAGUACUAACAAUAAACAGUAAUUACACUUGGUGUCCACCGCUAAUCAGAUCCAUGUCAUAAUUUUAGUUAAAGAUAACAUUCUGACUUUUGAUGACACAACCCAUUGAAACAGAAUAAAUUUAACACUGGAAGCCAAACAAAGACGUGUUUGCCAUUCACAUCGUAGAAUUAAAAAAAAAAAAAUGGUGAGAAUGCUGUUGCUCAGCAACUGGGAAAUGUAGAUGCUUACGUGUAUGUGUUCUAGCUAAUGAUAGUCUUUUUGUACAUGUUAAGUAAACGUCAGGAAGAUCAACAUUUGCCUCAGUUGUACUGGUAAACUUAAAAAAAAAAAAACUCAUUGCAGCUAUAAUUGCACUGUAAUUACACUUGGCAUCAUUUGCUAAUUGAACGUCUGCCAUAUUGAGUUUGGUUUUGAGACAUGCUGCUUGUCAAGUAGCUUCAGAGUGUUGAGUGUAUUUUAUGAAAUUAUUCUUCAAAAGUCAACAUUUCACUUUUAAACUGUCCAGUCACCACAACAUUUAUGUUUUUGAAAAAUGCCGUUAAAAUGGAACCUGUUGAAGUUUGAUUAGCGGUCAGUGCUAAGUGUAAUUGUUUAUUUCUAUUGGGGUUUCUCUUUUUGCUAAUUAUCAGCAUAUUUGAGCAAAGUGUUAAUAUUCUUGAGAAUUUUGUCUUAAUUUUACAGUUACUUUUCUUUGACAUUGUGUUAUGAGAUGUCGAUGUUCCAGCUAACUAAUUUGUUGGAUCGAGUUAUUGGGUUGUCGAAUGUUCACAUAUGUAACUGUUCCAGUUGCUUAGCAACAGUGUUCUCACAGCUUCGUCUUUGCCUUUACAUGAUGAUUUUGUGAAUUCUGCAAGAGCACAGCAAGUGUGACAGUUUCUGGAGAAUUUUAAAAUGGAUUAAACCUCAUUUGUGUCUUUUUAAGGUGAACUACGUUCUGGAAGUGACUUUAAGAGACCUUGUGUAUUUUUAUACGUAUUUUCCUGCAAGUAGCUGAAGUAUUUGGGUCCAUGUCGGGAGAGGUUUGGUGUUGAACACCAGUGUUUCAUCAACUCGAGAAACAAAUGCUUUUUUCUUUUUGUGCGUUAAUGACUAGCAGCAUUUUUUUGUAAGAGUUACCAUAUAUGGGUAUAACACUAAAAUUAGUUGAUUUGGAAAUCAUUGUUGAUUUUACUAACAGCAGCAGGGUUCAUUAGCUUCAGUCAGUCUUGAUGCUCAUCGUAGUAUUCAAUCAGCACAUUUAUCAAAGCAAUCAUGAGUUGAAAUUAAAACCACAUCUGUAUCAUUUUCUCGAUUUGCCAAAGGAGAGGCUCGUGUUUAUUUCCCCUGAAAUGUUAAAACGCGCAUGAUCACGAGAGCGUUUUCGACAUCUGAAAUGAUCAGUUCCUCUCCUUUACCUGAUGGUUUUAUUUUAAACAUAGCGAGUGAGAGAGAAUUUCAUUCCUUUCUCCAUUCCACUUCCAGGUUUUAGAUUAUUUAUUGAUUGAUUGUAAUUAACUCUGGUUUGGUUGUAUAGUUGGGGUUAUUUGAAAGCGAUUUAUAUUCCCAUCUUUACAGAUUUGGAUUCUGUUGUGUGGGUGUCUCUUCUCUCUCUCCCUGAAAACAAGUAGGAGUUGUGAUAAAUUGUUUUUCAUUUUUGAAAAUAAAUUUUAUUUUAUGGAAA
This is a messenger RNA of Neoarius graeffei (lesser salmon catfish), 5874 nucleotides long. It is a transcript of the gene atp6v0a2b, whose product is annotated as ATPase H+ transporting V0 subunit a2b. Gene Ontology annotation, biological process: vacuolar acidification; proton transmembrane transport. NCBI's taxonomy places the organism in Eukaryota, Metazoa, Chordata, Actinopteri, Siluriformes, Ariidae. Gene Ontology annotation, cellular component: vacuolar proton-transporting V-type ATPase complex; vacuolar proton-transporting V-type ATPase, V0 domain; plasma membrane. The coding region runs from base 276 to 2825 and encodes 849 amino acids. Gene Ontology annotation, molecular function: proton-transporting ATPase activity, rotational mechanism; ATPase binding. The transcript is spliced from 20 exons. The record is from RefSeq and is a predicted model, not a curated record.